Molecule: messenger RNA, 1983 nt
Organism: Heterobasidion irregulare TC 32-1
Lineage: Eukaryota; Fungi; Basidiomycota; Agaricomycetes; Russulales; Bondarzewiaceae
Gene: gor14
Product: GMC oxidoreductase 14
Exons: 12
Coding region: 1-1983 (660 amino acids)
Molecular function (GO): flavin adenine dinucleotide binding; oxidoreductase activity, acting on CH-OH group of donors
Source: RefSeq, a predicted model, not a curated record
AUGAAGCUCUUCGAAUUUGUUCGCAACCUCGUCGAUCCUAUCCUGGCGAUUUUCAUUGCACGAAAUGUGGUCGUCACACCGUCAUCAUUCGCGGCAUCUGAAUUUGACGUCAUCAUUGUUGGAGGAGGCACGGCAGGUUUGGUGGUGGCGAACAGGCUCACUGCCCCGACAUCUACUUCAGCCAGACCUCUCCGCGUGGGAGUCAUCGAUGCAGGGCGGUAUGCACCUCUGGGAGAUCCACUCAUCGACAUUCCAUAUGGUGCCAAUAUCUUCACGCGUACCCCGGAAUCGUCGAUGGUGGGAAAUCCAGAGUACGACUGGAUGUAUCAGACUGUGCCCCAGCCUGCUCUGGAGGGUCAUGUAAUAGGCUAUCCACGCGGCAAGGUUCUCGGCGGGUCAUCCGCACUGCAUGCCAUGGCGUGGCAACGCGGUUCUCGUGCUGACUAUGACGUGUGGGGGUCGGCGUUCGGAAAUGGCGAUGAAUGGAACUUUGAUGGUCUGCUUCCUUACUUCCAACGCGCCGAAAAUUGGACGGCGCCGCCAACUGGUGCAGAUGCACUCCUUCCCGACACUGACACGAUUGAUCCACUCUUAGCUUCGGCAUACGGCAAGCACGGUCCGCUCCCUCUCAGCUAUAGUAGCUAUGUUACCGAUCUAGAUCGGCCUCUCACCGAGGCGAGCGUGAAGCUCGGAUUCCCGCUCAACGACAAUCCGGACGCAGGUAAUUCAAAUUAUAUUCCGCGACACGGCAUUGCUCGCACCCUGGAUCCUACCACAGGGAAACGUGGUUAUGCUGCCAGCGCUUACUUUGGACAGGGCGUCAGUUCGAGGAACAAUCUUGUGGUUUUGACGGGCGCUCUAGUCACUCGUAUUAUAUGGGAUAAUUCUACGCUCGGAACUAAAACAAUUCAGGCAAAGGGGGUUGAGUAUGUUGUGGGAGACGAGAGAUUUAUGGUGGAGGCAUCGAAAGAGGUUAUUUUGUGCGCAGGAUCCCUCAAGACGCCACAACUUCUAGAACUCUCUGGCGUCGGCAAGGCUUCCCUCUUGAAGCGUUUGGGAGUUCCUGUCAUACUUGACCUUCCUCAGGUCGGAGAGAAUCUCAUGGAUCAUCCCGUGAGCAUUUCCGAUUUCAAAGUCAAGAACGGCGUGGAGACACUCGAUUGGCUCGCCUUCAACCAGACCCACUUCCAGAAGCAUCAAGACCUUUACAACAAUUCUAGAACUGGAGCAUUCACGUAUACGCCGCGCAUCACCGGCGGUUGGCCUCUGAAAGACCUUAUCUUGGCAGAUGAAUACAAGAAGAUGCGCUCGGAGUUGGAUGUCACCUUAUCUAGAUUGACGACGACGCCACUCCAACGCGCGCAGUACGAAGCGCUCAAAAAGAUGGCCGACGGAGGCCACGUUGCGUGGUUCAUGCCAGCAGUCAUACCGAGAGGUGGUAUGAUCAGCGCACCAAAACCGGAAACAGGCUACGUCACCGUCAUUGGUUUCCAAUUGCAUGAGUUUGCGCGAGGAUCUGUGCACAUAAACAGUACAGAUCCCAUGGCGCCGCCGGUGAUCGAUAAUAAAUUUUUGUCUCUGCCGUGGGACCUCGAUGUGCAAACCCAUGGGAUGCAGUUUAUUCAAAGAUGGAUCCAAACAGAACCUGUGGCAAGCCUCAUUGAUGAGCUUGUCACACCACCUGCGAGUACACAGAGUCAUGAGGAGUGGACUGGGUGGAUUAAGAAGACAAUUUGGUCUAUGGCUCAUCCAAUGGGCUCGACGGCCAUGGCCUCUGAGCAUCUCGGAGGCGUUGUCAACCCCCGACUCAAAGUCUAUGGUAUCAAGAAUGUGCGAAUUGUCGAUGCAGGGAUCAUUCCCAUGACUAUCGGUGCGCCUAUUCAGUCCGUGGUGUACGCUCUAGCGGAAAAAGGUGCAGCGAUGAUUGCGGAAGAUCUGAACAUUAACGCUCGUGAGAUUCCUCUCAGAAAACAGGAACUCUGA